UUUCAUCCAAAUAUCACUGGGGUGGAGGCAGAAAACCUACUGUUAACAAGAGGAGUUGAUGGCAGUUUUUUGGCACGGCCCAGCAAAAGUAACCCAGGAGACUUUACACUCUCCGUUAGACGAACUGGAGCUGUCACCCACAUCAAGAUCCAGAACACAGGAGACUACUAUGACCUCUAUGGAGGAGAGAAGUUUGCUACGUUGGCUGAGUUAGUCCAGUAUUAUAUGGAACAUCAUGGACAGCUCAAGGAAAAGAAUGGAGAUGUUAUAGAGUUGAAAUAUCCACUGAACUGUGCUGAUCCUACAUCUGAAAGGUGGUUUCAUGGGCAUCUCUCUGGAAGAGAAGCUGAAAAACUAUUAACAGAAAAAGGAAAACAUGGAAGCUUUCUUGUGCGUGAGAGUCAAAGCCACCCUGGGGACUUUGUUCUUUCUGUCCGGACAGGAGAUGAUAAAGGAGAGAGUAAUGAUGGGAAAUCUAAAGUGACACAUGUCAUGAUUCACUGCCAGGAACUAAAAUACGAUGUUGGUGGAGGGGAGAAAUUUGACUCUCUGACAGAUCUAGUGGAACAUUACAAGAAGAACCCUAUGGUAGAAACUUUGGGCACAGUAUUGCAACUCAAGCAGCCUCUGAAUACUACCCGUAUUAAUGCUGCAGAGAUUGAAAGCAGAGUGCGAGAGCUAAGCAAGCUAGCAGAGACUACAGAUAAAGUCAAGCAAGGCUUCUGGGAAGAAUUUGAGACUUUACAGCAGCAAGAAUGCAAGCUUCUCUAUAGUCGUAAAGAAGGUCAGCGUCAAGAAAACAAAAACAAAAAUAGAUACAAAAACAUUUUACCCUUUGAUCAUACCAGAGUUGUUCUACAUGAUGGUGAUCCAAAUGAACCUGUUUCAGACUAUAUCAAUGCUAAUAUUAUUAUGUUUGAAACCAAGUGCAACAACUCAAAGCCAAAAAAAAGCUACAUUGCUACUCAAGGUUGCCUGCAGAAUACAGUGAAUGAUUUUUGGAGGAUGGUGUUCCAGGAGAAUUCUCGAGUUAUUGUUAUGACAACAAAAGAAGUUGAAAGAGGAAAGAGUAAGUGCGUCAAGUACUGGCCUGAUGAAUAUUCCCUGAAGGAGUACGGUGUUAUGCGUGUUAGGAAUGUUAAGGAGAGUGCAGCACACGAUUACACACUAAGAGAACUUAAGCUUUCUAAAGUUGGGCAAGGGAACACAGAGAGAACAGUCUGGCAAUAUCACUUCAGAACUUGGCCUGAUCAUGGAGUCCCAAGUGACCCUGGUGGUGUACUAGACUUUCUAGAGGAGGUGCACCAUAAGCAGGAGAGCAUUUCUGAUGCAGGACCAGUUGUGGUCCACUGCAGUGCUGGGAUUGGGCGAACAGGAACUUUCAUUGUGAUUGAUAUUCUUAUUGACAUAAUCAGAGAAAAAGGUGUGGACUGUGAUAUUGAUGUUCCAAAGACCAUUCAGAUGGUGAGAUCGCAACGGUCAGGAAUGGUUCAGACAGAAGCACAGUACAGAUUUAUUUACAUGGCAGUACAGCACUACAUUGAAACGCUACAGCGCAGAAUUGAAGAGGAGCAGAAGAGUAAGAGAAAAGGUCACGAAUACACAAACAUUAAAUAUUCUUUAUCGGACCAGACAAGUGGGGAUCAGAGCCCUCUUCCACCCUGUACCCCAACCCCAACGUGUCCAGAAAUGAGAGAAGAUAGUGCUAGAGUAUAUGAAAAUGUGGGGCUGAUGCAACAGCAGAAAAGUUUCAGAUGAGAGAAUGUACAGAGACUUCCAUGCAAGGGCAGAAAUGAAUAUGGUUUUUAAAAAGGUCAAGAAAGAGAUGGAAGAAGCUUCACAUGAGUGGUGAACUCUGAGGGCUUGGUACCUUUUUAUUUACGGUUUUAAUCCUUCAACAGUAGGCAAAACUUAAGACCAUCUAAAGUUGUUUAUAUCUCUUCUCUCCAAUACCUGAUUUACAAUUGCUCAUUUUCCAAAUAAAAGGAAAUCCUUUCUACAGUGUAGACAACUACUUUGUAGAGUCAGUUUUGAAUCCUGCAAACUGUUGGACUGUCAUCCAUUUGUUUUUUAAAUAGUAUUUUUG
Molecule: messenger RNA, 2086 nt
Organism: Pelecanus crispus (Dalmatian pelican)
Lineage: Eukaryota; Metazoa; Chordata; Aves; Pelecaniformes; Pelecanidae
Source: RefSeq, a predicted model, not a curated record